UUUCUAGAGCAUUAAUAAUAUAUUCUAUAACCUACAUUUCAUGUCUCAUCAAUUUACAGUAAGGAAAAACAAGAUUGCCACUGGGCCAAUUUGGGUAAAAGAUAUGGGGUAUUACUUGAAGGUUCCAAGGAAGAACCACUAUUACACCAGGAAAAGAUUGGGGUCCAAGAAAAGGGGACUGAGUGUUGAAGAGAAGAGAACUCGUAUGAUGGAAAUAUUUUUUGAAACAAAAGAUGUGUUCCAAUUAAAGGAUAUGGAGAAGAUUGCUCCCAAAGAGAAAGGAAUUAUUUCAGAGACCAAAAGAGCAUCCGCCACCACAGAAGUAACUGUGAGACUGCCAUUUGGUCCCCCCUCACCUUUACUAAGCACUACAGGCCUGACCUGCAAUUUUACACCCGCAAUGUCGGUCAAGGAGAUCCUGCAAAGUUUAGUUGAUGAUGGUAUGGUGGACACCGAUAGGAUUGGAACUUCCAAUUAUUUUUGGGCUUUUCCAAGUAAAGCUCUUCAUGCCAGGAAGCGUAAAUUGGAAGCACUGGAGACUCAGUUGGCUGAAAGUAGCCAGAAGAAAGAGAGGUUACAGCAAAGCAUUGAGAAAUCAAAAAUCGGACGCCAAGAGACUGUCAAGCAAACAAAGUUGCCAAGGAGGCAGCCAACAGAUGGACUGGUGACCUUGCUGGCUGAACAUACCCUGGCCAAAGGAGACUAUGUAUGUAUGCAGUCACUGAUACAGGAGAUAUAGAAACUGCAAUGUCAGAAGACUCUCUUGGUGCUGCAGCCUUUCCCAGAGAGAAUUACAACCCUUUCCUGAAGAUACCAUAGAGAAAUGCUUGAUGCAGCUGGAGGUGGCAGACUUGUCUGAUCCAUGUGGUAGCCCCCAGAACUCUGAAAGCUUCCUGUUGCCAGGGUCCCCAAAGUGGUGGCAACAUGGUUAGGGCACAGCUCCUCUGUGUCUGGCUCAUCCAAAUCCUCCUCUGAAGUGUAGCUGGCUUGAAAAUUAAAUCUCAACAUGAAGAGUAAUUUGUUAACUCCAUGAACCGCACUCAUAGCCCGUAGGCCUUAUGGCAAGCCUGAUCCUGGAGGAGGCCUGCGCCUUGGGGGGCAGAGGACACCUUUUUUCUUCCUCCCCUCUCUCUCUCUCUCUCUUCCAUAGCCAUUUAUCGUACCUGAUAUAGCUGCGCUGUGAAUGACCCCAUACUGUCAUGUAAUAAACCCAGUGCAGUGCAUCGGUGAAGCAACAGUGGAAGCUGGGGUCCCUCCAUUUGCUCCUUCAAACAUGAUGGUUAAUGGGGAUAUGCAGUGCAAAGUGAGGUGCAAAAGGCUCGGUGUCCACUUGUGCCCUAGUGCAGUUGUUUAAAAUUCCACGGGUAGAUACUGAUUUUUUUGGACAUCCCUUCAUACUUCCUUCCUGGCAAGUGCAACAAUAACUGGGUGUUCCUUACAUCCCAGUUGCACCUUUGAUAGAAAAUAGGGAGCACAGUUAACAUUUGCACCUGUUUCUGCAGCACAAAACAGUGACUAGAGGCACAAACCUUUUUACUGGUUUCCCAGGUCAGUGGUAAGUCUCCCAGACACAAAUUAAUGAGCCUUACAGCAGGUUAUGCAAGUGCUCUAUUGUGCCACAACCUGAGCCAAAACCUUACUGGUGUCUCCUCAGAACUCUGAGCAUAAUCAGAGAAAAUGUCAGCACCGCUUGAAACAGCGUGGCGUCAGUGACGGGGCCCUCUAGUUGAAACUUUGAUUGGACUCUGUUUUGAGGAAGGAUCAACUUGACGCAAAGGAUGAUCUUUCCAACCAGUUCCUUUUCUAUGUGUUUCUGAGCAGGUUACCCACAAAGGAGCGUAAUGGGACUAAGUCAGCUGUUAGUUCCGUUCAGGGAUUAGUAGUUUAUACCCUCUAGAGUCUGAGGAGCUUGCAAACAUGUCAUUUUCAGACUUGGUGUGUCAUUUCCCUAGAGGGAGGCUCUGAUCUCUCAUGCAAGUGUCUUGACAAUUGAACCUAGGGACAGGCAUCAUUUUCAUAGUCUGGGCUCUCAUGCUUGUUUUUUUCAUUAUGUUAUGUGAUAUGACACAAUGAUAUGUCACUGUAUCAACACUUUUUGCUUAAAAUGUUAAAUUGAGGCAUCUGUCUGAAUAUUCUUUGAAGACCAGCCUUUUGAGUACCUUUAUAUAGAUUUCUCAUUUUGUUUUCCAUUUUAUUAGCUAUACGAUCAUGUUUAAGCUGAAAUCUUCCAUAACAAAGAAGCUCUGGCUAGAAAUGUAUUAUAUUUUUAAUUUAAAGACCUUAUUUCAUUUUAACUCUGUGAAAACGUGUUUUUUUUUUUUUUAAUAGUCUGGUAUUUUUGGUAGCUAAAAUUGGGGUGCAACAAAGUUCUCAAUCAGUCUUUGAGAAGUUAAGUAAUACAGGAGUUCUUGUACAUGAGUGAAAAAUGGAUCUAUAAAAAACACUGUAUAAUGAGCAAAAAUGCAUUUUCUGUUAUGUCCAUUUGCAGUUUCCUUGAAGCAUUCUAGUUCACAUAACACCUGUGUGUAUUUCCUGUGUAACUUAGAGAUGCUGUUAACUCACAAUUUAAAAGGAAAAUAAAACAAGAGUUCAAUGUAAUACCCAGUUGUACAUCUGCCCCUGAGGUCUCUGCCAAUUGGUUUGGUCGUUUAUAUAUAUAUAUAGAGAGAGAGAGAGAGAGUGUGUGUGUGUGUGUGGUUUUUUUUUUUUUUAAAUUCUCCCUGUUGCUGUUUGGAAAACUUGGACAAACUGGGCAAAACCAACUACAAUGAAACACUGAAAUUAAUUUGAAUCCAAGUGUGGUCAAAAGCACAAAGUAAACAAACUGGGAAAAGUAUUUGUUAUUGUAACUUUAUGUGUGAUAAGCAACAAGAUCGGUGGGAAAUUUUCAGACAGAAGUGAGAUUUUUAAAUUGACAGUGUUGCCUUAAUCUGGGGAUUAAUUAAAGUUAAAAAUGGGGGAGGGGUACACUUCUCUUCAUUAGCUCAAAAUCUAAAAGAUUAGAUUUUAUUAUUAAUAUAACUAGUAUGUAACACUUUGCCUAUUAAUUACGUUGGGCCAAAUUCAGUCUUGGUAUAAGCAAGGACAGUUGACUUGACUGGAGUUGCAGUUGAUCUCUCCAGGCUUGGAUAUAGGCCCAUAAGUGUAACGCUAUUGAUCAUGACGAAAUGAUGCGAAAACAAAGUGAUGACACACCGUUUGUGUCUACAGGACUUUGAGUGAUUCUCCUUUUUCUUGGAUUUUGCCUUGUGCUGUGGGACACUGAGAGAUCAAAAGACCAUCCUGAAAACACCAUCCUGGCCACUAUGGAUGUAGAAGCCCUCUACACCAACAUUCCACACAAAAAUGGACUACAAGCUGUCAGGAACGGUAUCCCUGAUUAAUGUCAUGGCAAACCUGGUGGCUGAACUUUGUGGCUUUGUCCUCACCCAUAACUAUUUCACAUUUGGGGACAAUGUAUACCUUCAAAUCAGCGGCACUGCUAUGGAUACCCGCAUGGCCCCACAGUACGCCAACAUUUUUAUGGCUGACUUAGAACAACGCUUCCUCAGCUCUCGUCCCCUAAUGCCCCUACUCUACUUGUGCUACAUUGAUGACAUCUUCAUCAUCUGGACCCAUGGAAAUGAAGCCCUUGAGGAAUUCCACCAUGAUUUCAACAAUUUCUAUCCCACCAUCAACCUCAGCCUAGACCAAUCCACACAAGCGGUCCAUUUCCUGGACACUAUGGUGCUAAUAAGCAAUGGUCACAUAAACACCACCCUAUACCGGAAACCUACUGACUGCUAUUCUUACCUACAUGCCUCCAGCUUUCAUCCAGACCACACCACACGAUCCAUUGUCUACAGCCAAGCUCUACGAUACAACCGCAUUUGCUCCAACCCCUCAGACAGAGACAAACACCUACAAGAUCUCUGUCAAGCAUUCUUACAACUACAAUACCCACCUGCUGAAGUGAAGAAACAGAUUGACAGAGCCAGAAGAGUACCCAGAAGUCACCUACUGCAGGACAGGCCCAACAAAGAAAAUAACAGAACGCCCUGAGCUAUCACCUUCAGCCCCCAACUAAAAGCUCUCCAACGCAUCAUCAAAGAUCUACAACCUAUCCUGAAGGACGACCCAUCACUUUCACAGAUCUUGGGAGACAGGCCAGUCCUUGCUUACAGACAGCCCCCCAACCUGAAGCAAAUACUCACCAGCAACCACACACCACACAACAGAACCACUAACCCAGGAACCUAUCCUUGCAACAAAGCCGGUUGCCAACUGUGUCCACAUAUCUAUUCAGGGGACUCCAUCACAGGGCCUAAUCACAUAAGCCACACUAUCAGAGGCUCAUUCACCUGCACAUCUACCAAUGUGAUAUAUGCCCUCAUGUGCCAGCAAUGCCCCUUUGCCAUGUACUUUAGUCAAACUGGCUUUUCGUAAAAGAAUAAAUGGACACAAAUCAGACAUCAAGAAUUAACAUUAAAAAACCAGUUGGAGAACACUUCAAUCUCUUUGGUCACUCGAUUACAGACCUAAAAGUUGUAAUUCUUCAACAAAAAAACUUUAAAAACAGACUCCAACGAGAAACUGCUGAAUUGGAAUUAAUUUGCAAACUGGAUACCAUUAACUUAGGCUUGAAUAGAGACUGGGAGUGGAUGGGUCAUUACACAAAAUAAAACUAUUUCCCCAUGUUUAUUCCCCCUCCUUCACUCCCACUGUUCCUCAGACGUUUUUGUCAACUGCUGGAAAUGGCCCAUCUUGAUUAUCACUACAAAAGGUGCCCCCCCCCCGCUCUCCUGCUGGUAAUAGCUCACCUUGAGUGAUCACUCUUGUUACAGUGUGUAUGGUAACACCCAUGGUUUCUUGUUUUCUGUGUAUAUAAAUCUCCCCACUGUAUUUUCCACUGAAUGCAUCUGAUGAAGUGAGUUGUAGCUACGAAAGCUUAUGCUCAAAUAAAUUUGUUAGUUUCUAA
Caretta caretta (loggerhead turtle) is the source of this 4957-nucleotide messenger RNA. The record is from RefSeq and is a predicted model, not a curated record. Lineage: Eukaryota; Metazoa; Chordata; Testudines; Cheloniidae.